AUGGUGUUCUUACCUUCAAAAGAGGCCGGUCAAUUGGCCCCCAUCCCUGACAGUAUUUCAAUCAGCGAGUUUAUGCUCAAUGAGAGACAUGGACGAGUGCCACACGCUAGCUCCCGGGACCCAUAUACAUGCGGCCUCACUGGGAAGUCAUACUCGUCGCAAGAGGUAGCCAACCGAGUUGACUCCCUGGCUCGUAGUCUUUCAAAGGAAUUUGGUUGGGCGCCGAAUGAAGGGUCAGAAUGGGAUAAGACACUGGCCGUCUUUGCCCUCAACACUAUCGACUCCUUGCCCCUAUUCUGGGCCGUUCACAGACUGGGUGGUGUUGUCACUCCUGCCAACGCAUCAUACUCCGCCGCCGAGUUGACACAUCAGCUGCUUGAUUCCAAGGCCAAGGCCUUGGUCACUUGCCUUCCUCUCCUCGCCAUCUCACUGGAGGCUGCGGCCAAAGCCGGUCUCCCAAAGAACAGAAUCUACCUACUGGAUGUACCUGAUCAGAUUCUCGGAGGCGCGAAGCCUCCGGCAGAAUACAAGCCCGUUUCCGAACUCAUCGCGGCUGGAAAGUCUCUACCCCCAGUUGAUGAAUUGCGAUGGAGCGCAGGUGAGGGAGCCCGACGCGCCGCAUUUUUGUGCUACUCGAGUGGAACAUCUGGAAUGCCGAAAGGAGUGAUGAUCUCACACCGCAACGUGAUUGCCAAUACCCUUCAGAUCAAGGCAUCUGAGCAGAGCUAUCGGGAUGGGGGAGGCACCAGGACCCCUAUUCAGGAGAUUGCUCUCGGUCUCCUUCCGCAGAGCCAUAUCUAUGCUCUGGUGGUCAUUUGCCAUGCUGGCUCAUACCGAGGCGACCAAACAGUUGUUCUCCCCAGGUUCGAAUUGAAAUCCUACCUGCACGCCAUUCAACACUUUAAGAUCAUCUCGCUCUUCCUGGUACCUCCGAUCAUCAUUCACAUGCUGAGCUCUCAAGAAGUGUGCUCCGAGUAUGACCUGAGCUCGGUGAAGGUUAUGUUCACGGGAGCAGCACCCCUAGGUGCGGAGACAGCGAACGAUUUCCUCAAAGUCUACCCGAAUAUUAUGAUCCGCCAAGGAUACGGUCUUACGGAGACCAGCACGGUCAUAAGCUCAACCCUCCCCCAUGAUGUCUGGCUAGGCUCAUCUGGUUCCUUGAUCCCUGGAUUCGAGGUACGCAUUAUGACACCCGAAAACGAGGAAAUUACAACAUACGACACACCAGGCGAGUUGGUGGUCCGAGGCCCAAGUGUCGUCCUGGGCUAUCUGAACAACGAGAAAGCCACCAAAGAGACAUUCGUGGACGGAUGGAUGCGUACUGGAGAUGAGGGUGUCAUUCGUCAAAGCCCGAAUGGCAUCGAGCACGUGUUCAUUGUCGACCGUAUUAAGGAGUUGAUCAAGGUUAAGGGUUUGCAAGUUGCACCUGCCGAACUUGAAUCCCAUCUCCUCGCCCACCCCGAUGUCUCGGACUGUGCCGUUGUUGCCAUUCCAGAUGCUCGUGCAGGAGAAGUCCCCAAGGCUAUUAUUGUCAAGUCUCCUACUGCGGGGUCCGACGAAUCAGUGUCCAAAGCUCUCUUGAAGCAUGUUGAAGAACACAAGGCCCGUCACAAGUGGUUGAAGGGAGGUAUCCGAUUUGUGGAUGCAAUUCCCAAGAGCCCGAGUGGUAAGAUUCUGCGCCGAUUGAUCCGUGAUCAAGAGAGGGAGGCACGGAGAAAGGCAGGUAGCAAGAUCUAA
Messenger RNA from Penicillium vulpinum, 1737 nucleotides. Its product is annotated as acyl--CoA ligase. Gene Ontology annotation, molecular function: CoA-ligase activity. The transcript has 6 exons. The record is from RefSeq and is a predicted model, not a curated record. Bases 1 to 1737 code for a protein of 578 amino acids. NCBI's taxonomy places the organism in Eukaryota, Fungi, Ascomycota, Eurotiomycetes, Eurotiales, Aspergillaceae.